AUGAUACUUGGCCCACCGGAGGACUGCGCAGACUCCGUCCGCGCAUUGAAGAAGAGGGCACGACAAGUUUGUGCCCUGCGAACAGCUCCAAGCGAACCUUCACUCUGUUUGGACCCGAUAUCAUUCACUUCGGAAGACGCCAAAGGAAUCCAACAUCCCCAUUCAGACCCUUUGGUUAUCGAAGUCUCAAUGGGCGACUUCGACGUCGAACGAGUCCUAAUUGACACCGGGAGCACCGUCAAUGUACUCUGCUGGCAAAUGUUAGAAAAAAUGGGCGUCACACCAGACCAACUGAAACCCAAAACUCGAACGCUGACGGGCUAUGAUGGAGUCGCUAAGAUGUCAAUGGGCGACGUAAAGCUACAAGUACGAGCUGGUGGAGUGACCCGAAAGACUAAGUUCGCAGUCAUUGAUGCACCUCCGAUCUACAACGCCAUUUUGGGGAUACCGUGGAUAUAUUCGAUGCAGGCCGUACCAUCGACCUAUCACCUCUGCCUCAAAUUCCCGACCACCACAGGAAUUUACACACUUUAUGGCGACCAAAGGGUAGCCCGAGUGUGCUCUGUUAUCGAAAAGAAGCAGAGGAAGGCGGAGAACGCAUAG
Camelina sativa (false flax) is the source of this 603-nucleotide messenger RNA. NCBI's taxonomy places the organism in Eukaryota, Viridiplantae, Streptophyta, Magnoliopsida, Brassicales, Brassicaceae. The record is from RefSeq and is a predicted model, not a curated record.